This is a messenger RNA of Gregarina niphandrodes, 1737 nucleotides long. Its product is annotated as major facilitator superfamily transporter. Gene Ontology annotation, cellular component: membrane. NCBI's taxonomy places the organism in Eukaryota, Apicomplexa, Conoidasida, Eugregarinorida, Gregarinidae. Gene Ontology annotation, molecular function: myo-inositol:proton symporter activity. Bases 1 to 1737 code for a protein of 578 amino acids. Gene Ontology annotation, biological process: transmembrane transport. The transcript has 2 exons. The record is from RefSeq and is a predicted model, not a curated record.
AUGGGGUACGACUUGUGUAUCGUGGCGGUGGUCUUGGAUCCGAUUCGGCAGGAGUUUGCGGUAUGUGCGGGUGGAGAAAGUUUGGACGGUUUGGGCAAGGCGGCGCCGUGUCUGUUGAACGAGUUGUUUGUGGCGAUCUUGGCACCAGGAGCGAUGGUGGCCUCGUUGUUCGGUGGGUGGGCCGCAGAUCGGUUUGGGCGGCGGCGGAUCCUCAUGUUGUCGGACGUGUUCUUCUUUUGCGCAGCAACGACCAUGUCGCUGGCGCAGACGUACUCGGUCAUGCUAGCAGGCAGGGCACUGCUCGGCGUCGGGAUUGGAAUGGGCUUCGUGGUCUUUCCGACGUACAUGGCGGAGGUGGCUCCUGCAGCGGUGCGCGGCGUGUUGGUGACGUGUCAGGAAGUGGCGCAGUGUCUUGGUUGUCUCGGGGCGUACGCGGUAGCCUUCUUCGUGAAUCCACGCACGCAGUGGCGGGCUCUGCUGUUUUUCGCAGGCGUGCCUGCGGUAAUCCAGCUCAUCGGCACCCUCGUGCUACCAGAGAGCCCACGAUGGCUCGUAUGCAAGAGGAAGAUACCCUCUGCCAAACGAGCCCUCGAGCGAAUCGCCGGCCACUCACCCGACCCGGAACAUGAGUCUAGGUACACCAUUGUCGAGCGCUUCCUCGUCGCCACACCCCCCAGCGGCUAUAGCGACUCGUCCGCCUCUCGAAUUUCCAGAGUCAGGGCCGCCCGGGCGGUCUUUCAAGGCGCCGACGAGCGGGGCAUAGGAGUCGACGACAUCCGCGACAUCGAACACGAAAUGAGGUACCACGCCACUCUCACUAGAGAAAACAGCCGCGUGGACAACGUUACCGAUUUUGGCUCCCCAUACAUGCCCCCACCAGGGUCCAGACAACCUCCCAUCCAAGUUCUGCUGGCGCUCAUCGAGGAAGAAGAACUCAGACAACUGAACAAGCAAAAGAAACGAAUGGAACGGGUCAAAAGGGAUGAUGAGGAGAUGCUCGCCAAAUUUAAUGAAAAGCGAGUAUCUCAUGUGAUGUAUAACUUGUUUCGGUUUAAGCGGUGGAUCUCUUUAGACCACAACCCUACUGUACAGAAGGUUAGAGCGAACAUCAUGCCGUUACUAAUAGCUAUGGGCUGCGCAAUUAGCCAGAACUUUACCGGAGCGAAUACAAUACUCUAUUAUUCCAUAGAUUUGUUCAAGAUGGGUGGAGUAUGUGAUACAGUACUCCCAGGAUUUAUGAUUGGCGUUGUUAAAUUGGUUGGCGUACUACUGAUGAUACUGUGUGUAGAACGUAUUGGAAGAAGAAUUCCGCUAUUAGUUGGUACAGGCGGAACGAUAAUGUGUCACUUGGCGUUGACUUAUGUUUAUCAAACAUAUAACUUUGAAGGUGACAUAUGUGCAGAAUCAACAAACCAAGUUCCCGAAGGAAUUGUUACUUUGAACAUGUGGUUGAUAUGGGCUUUGAUGUUCUUCUGGAACAUCAGCUGGGCAGGACUCAUGUUUGUGGUGGCGAGCGAAGUUUUACCCUCCAACUUCAGAGGAGUCGGUAUGGGUAUUACUAUCGCUACCUUUUGGAUCUUUGCCUUUGUCUUCCAGCUCCUUUUCAGGACACUUAUUCUGACCAUCACUCCAGAAGGCACUUUCGCACUUUUAUCCUUUACUUCCUUCCUUGUCCUUCUAUUUGUAUACUUCAAGGUACCCGAUCUUACAGGGAAGACUCUGGAAGAAAUACACUGA